AUAUAACCUGGAGCGGAGCUGGGUCUCCAGUUCAAGUCUAACCUCAGUCCUCCAAACCUUAGAAUCCGUAAACUUGGAAAUGCCGGUAACUGGCAUUACUUAAGUAGUGUGUUCCCAUGAGAAGAUUAAAUUGAUGAAUAAAGAGAAAAGAAAACCUUGUAAAGAAAUGGGUGAAUUUGACGAUGGUUUGCUAGACCUGGGAGAUGUAUCUACGGAUCUAGAGGCACUCGGAGCCAAUGACCUGGAGGAGAGAGGGGAACUUAACCUGGACGUGGAGGGAGAAUCUGCUCCUGAGUAUGAUUAUGACAGUGUGUCAUCUCCAGGAGGUUCGACCUGCUCCGGUCCAACCUAUAUCAGACACUCAGGGUUCGGUCCUGAUGUUAAUCGACCACUCAGCCAACUUAGUGCUGGGUCUCCUCCAACCUACCCAGGUCCACCCUCACCCCUAACUCAUUCUUUAUCUCAACCGAUCAUUUUAACCAAAGGUUUGGCAUCACGACACAAGCUGCCCAACCAACCCUACCUAGACAACUAUUCUAACAACCAGGAUUCGAGAAAGAAGAAAAAGAAAGGUUUGCUCCGACCUGAGUUUAGUGAGUUUGGACAGGAUAUCCGGGGGCAGCAGAUAUCUGGGAGUAAACUUACCGGAGUAAAACUUGGAACAUUAACAUCAACACGGAACAAAUCUAGGAAAGAACCCCUGCCCAUGAAGUUGCGAGCUCUACCCCAAUCCUUCUGGCAGCAACCUAACCUAGCCAACCCUCUCCCUCCAGGUUCAGUGUUCUCCACUUUACCUCCUCUACCUGGACAGGAGGGGGAGCUGGAGAACCACGCCCCUCCUGUCAGUGCUGUGGCAGGGUCCGGAGCUGAGGAGUUCCUAAGAGAGAGGAUGAGUACAGCAAACACGGAUUUACUCUUCUCCUUGUUCAACUCUGUGGAUUCAGAUCUAGGUUCAGGGAGAAAGAUUCAGAUGGUUAGACGAGGCAGAUGA
This is a messenger RNA of Eurytemora carolleeae, 991 nucleotides long. RefSeq lists its product as uncharacterized. The record is from RefSeq and is a predicted model, not a curated record. The coding region runs from base 134 to 991 and encodes 285 amino acids. The transcript is spliced from 4 exons. Lineage: Eukaryota; Metazoa; Arthropoda; Copepoda; Calanoida; Temoridae.